UACUAUUAAACAGAUGAACUCUCAAAAACUGAAAUUUGGUUUAUCCUACUUUGGGGCCAUCUUGAUUUGCGCCGUUAGUGGUACCCAAUAUUUGUUUAGUGCAUAUAGUACCGCUUUGGCCGAUCAAUUGGAUUUUAGUUCGGUGCAGAUAAAUACUAUUGGGAGUGCCGCGAAUUAUGGAUUUUUUUUCAGCAGUCCACUCUUUGGAUAUAUUGCCGACAGAUACGGUUCGCGAGG
This is a messenger RNA of Acaulospora morrowiae, 237 nucleotides long. The record is from the annotation of a GenBank genome assembly. NCBI's taxonomy places the organism in Eukaryota, Fungi, Glomeromycota, Glomeromycetes, Diversisporales, Acaulosporaceae.